AGCGUUUUCAUGUCAUAUGACCACCUCAAAUCAACUGUGAGAAGUUGCAAACACAGCUAGAACGUUUCUAAUAGUGGAGUAUAUUUUGUUGGAAGCGUUUGCCGUGAACAGCCACCACAAACUGCACAGAUGAGGUAUAUAUUGUAUUGGUUGUUGAAAGUAACAUUAUACUAACGCCUUGCUCUUGGGUAAGUCACCUGGAGACAUGAGUAUCAAUGGGGAAGGCACCACCGUCCACUCUGACCAUUGGGCCGCUGCGGAUGACAUGGGCUGCGAGACCAACCCUCUCCUGGGAAAUAGAGCAGAGGAGCCAAGGGCUAAAGGGGCCUCCUUUACCUCCUCGGUCUUCAACCUGAUGAAUGCCAUCAUGGGCAGUGGCAUCCUGGGCCUGGCCUACGCUAUGGCCAACACAGGCAUAGUGGGAUUUUGUAUCCUCUUGCUGCUAGUGUCCAGUCUGGCAGCUUACUCUAUACACCUCCUACUGAAGCUGUGUGAUCAAACCGGUAUCACCUCAUAUGAAGACCUAGGAGGCAGAGCCUUGCAGAGGCCAGGCAAAGUUCUUGUUGGAGUCAGUAUUCUCAUCCAAAACAUUGGAGCCAUGUCGUCAUACAUGUUCAUCUUGAAAACAGAGCUUCCUGCAGCCAUUGCCAGCUUCCUGAGCCCAGAGACCUCUGGGGGGGCCUGGUAUGAAGAUGGCAAAACGUUGCUGAUUCUGAUGACGGUGUGUGUGGUUCUACCUCUGGCUCUGCUGCCCAAGAUUGGUUUCUUGGGCUACACCAGUAGCCUUGCAUUCCUCUUCAUUCUCUUCUUUACAGUUGUGGUUGUGGUCAAGAAAUCGGCCAUCCCUUGCCCCCUCCCAAGCAAUGUGACCCUGAGCAUCAACCAGGUAUCCAAUUCCUCGGAAUCGGAAUGUACGCCCAAACUCUUUGUCAUCUCCAGUAAGAGUGCUUACACCAUCCCCACCCUGGCUUUCUCCUUCCUCUGCCACACUGCCGUGUUGCCCAUCUACAGUGAGAUGGACCGGCCCAGUAAGAAGAGGAUGCAGAAUGUGACCAAUGUUAGCAUCUCUCUGAGCUUCCUGCUCUACCUGAUCUCUGCUUUGUUUGGCUACCUCACCUUCUACAGCCAUGUAGACUCAGAGCUCUUGAUAAGCUACGACACGUACCUGCCGCUUGAUGUCUUGGUGAUGGCUGUGCGUCUGGCCAUCCUGCUGGCUGUGCUGCUUACUGUACCCCUCAUCCAUUUCCCUGCCCGGAAGGCAAUGUCAGUGCUGUUUUGUGGAGAUAGGCCUCUCUCCUGGGUGUAUCAUAUCUUCUCCACUCUCCUGAUCCUGACUGUGGUGAUGCUGCUGGCCAUCCUUGUCCCUGACAUCAGGAAUGUGUUCGGGGUUGUGGGCUCGACCACGUCGACCUGCCUGUUGUUUGUGUUCCCGGGGAUCUUCUACCUCCGGCUCAGCAACCAGCCGCUCAAGUCCCUGGAGUCUAUGGGGGCUGUAUGUCUGCUGAUCUUCGGCCUGUUUGUGGGACUGCUCAGUCUGUGUGUCAUCGUGGUCACCUGGGCACAGAACCCCUGAACAGGACCGCAGAACUAGACCACCCACAGCUCUGCUCCAUAGAGCCUAAAGGGAGAAUUAUGCCAAAGAAAUACUAUUAGGCAGCACAACAGAACUCCAUGACCACAAAAGACUGUAUGACCACAACACAGGUCAGUGGCAUGACCACAAGAUCACUGCAUCACUUCACCCAGACUCUGAAAGCAUUCGACUGCCCACCACCCCCAUACAAUCAGUGCUGCUCUUGUGUUUGUAUGUUUAACUGUACCUUUUAGCUAUGGUGCUUCCAAAGCUUCAGAGUUGCCUUUUUUACUUCUGGACAAUGUGUACACUUGACAAUAAAUCUUGAAUGUGGGAUGACU
Oncorhynchus masou masou (cherry salmon) is the source of this 1914-nucleotide messenger RNA. RefSeq names its product solute carrier family 38 member 6 (gene slc38a6). The coding region runs from base 206 to 1573 and encodes 455 amino acids. Gene Ontology annotation, biological process: amino acid transmembrane transport; L-glutamine transport. The record is from RefSeq and is a predicted model, not a curated record. Lineage: Eukaryota; Metazoa; Chordata; Actinopteri; Salmoniformes; Salmonidae. The transcript has 16 exons. Gene Ontology annotation, molecular function: L-glutamine transmembrane transporter activity. Gene Ontology annotation, cellular component: plasma membrane.